Messenger RNA from Gavia stellata (red-throated loon), 4668 nucleotides. RefSeq names its product VPS37B subunit of ESCRT-I (gene VPS37B). Gene Ontology annotation, cellular component: ESCRT I complex. Gene Ontology annotation, biological process: protein targeting to vacuole; ubiquitin-dependent protein catabolic process via the multivesicular body sorting pathway; protein targeting to membrane. NCBI's taxonomy places the organism in Eukaryota, Metazoa, Chordata, Aves, Gaviiformes, Gaviidae. The record is from RefSeq and is a predicted model, not a curated record. Bases 1 to 861 code for a protein of 286 amino acids. The transcript has 4 exons.
AUGGCGCUGGACGUGCGGCGGCUGGAGGCGCUGAGCCUGCAGGAGCUCAGCGCGCUGCUGGACGACGAGGAGCAGCUACAGGACAUGGCCCGCGAGAUGGAAGAGGCCCAAAAUGUUCAACACAGCAAGGACAUGACACUUGCCAGCAACCGCAGUCUGGCAGAAGGCAAUCUUUUGUACCAGCCAAAGUUGGAGUCUUUGAAAUCAAAUUUGACUGAAAAAUACCGAGAGCUGCAAGUUCUUUUUGAAGCAUACCAGAUAAAGAAAACAAAACUAGACAGACAAUCCAGUAAUGCUUCGCUGGAGACACUGCUAGCGCUGCUUCAGACAGAGGGGGCUAAAAUUGAGGAAGACACAGAGAAUAUGGCGGAAAAAUUUCUUGAUGGUGAAAUACCACUGGAUUCCUUCAUUGAUGAGUACCAGAGCAAGCGUAAACUGGCUCACCUGCGACGUGUAAAAAUUGAGAAGCUCCAAGAAAUGGUGCUGAAGGGACAGAGACUUCCGCAGGUUCAGCCGCAGGCUCAGCCAAGAGCACCCGAGACAACACCAGCACCUCAAGAUUCCUACACUUCGGAUGCAAACGCUCCUCCAUCAGUUGUGCCCCGACGAAUACCACCCCCUCCACCUUCUUCAGUCCCAGCAGGACGCUUUCCUACUCCGUUUACUGCAGCCAUGAGUUCAGGACCAGCUCUUGCUUAUCCAGGUGCUCCGUAUCCUCCUCUCCCUCCUCGACCAGGAGUUCAGUCUGCAAGUCAAAUGCCACAGCCAGGAUACCCAUCUCAGUUUGUACCACAAUAUCCUCCAGCUCUUCCCCAAAGACCACCUCGCCUUCCACCACAUCCUGGCUUUAUCCUCCAGUGAAUAUUUUGGUGCGCCUAACUUAUGUAAUGGUGCUUAUAUUUCCUUUUUCUCCCCAUCAGAGACUUAAUGUAGGCAAUGGAAGGCCUCUGUUUUUUGCACAAUGGAGUACAAAAUCCGAGCUGUGGCACAGAGGUUUGCAAUUGCGUUUGGUAAAUGUGAUUAUUUUUGUUUUCAAAUAUCAGUGACAACAAGGUUUUUCUAGGAAGGUGAUAGGGUCUAAAUUUUGUAAAUCCAUCAAAUUGUGAAACAACAUACAGUGGAUUUCCUGACAUUACAAAUCAAACCACGCUCUGAAUUCUUUAGUGAUGGUAAAUCAGCAUCCUCUUCUGUUCUGAUGUAUUCCCAUCACAGCUGGAUGUAUGUGUGGCAAACUGGGAGCUAUUUGUCUCUCUAAAGAAUUCUCUAUCAGUGCCAGUGUUUGGAUAGUAACAACUGUGUCUGAAUACUGGGCCAAGAGUUGCAAUGGGCCACAUCAGCAUCCUUUGCAGUGUGCCUGGACAACAGCAUUUGUGGCCAGGUGCACAAUGUUUUCAGAGCUCGCUGAGCUGAAACUCUUGUCAGAAAAUGUUCUGUGGUUUUUAGACAGUAAAAGUUAAGAGUUUCAUUUCUACAUUUCAGUUGUUACCUUAGACUUUUCAUAAUAAAAGUACACACUCCUCCCACUCCUGAAUAGCUUCAUAUCCUGAAAGUCCUGGUCUCUUGAAAUUAAACUAAACUGUUUGUAGAGCCAGUUUAGAGUUUUAUAGAAACUUUACCAGGCAUUUUUACUUCCUUGCCUGUUAAGACUCUUUCUUAGUUUUGUUUUUCUUUUCCACACCUUGGAUACAGAAGUGAUUUUUAUUUUUUUUUUUUACACAGGUGCUUAGCUUUUGAUAUCAUGUGAUUCCAGGAAUCUAGGCAGGGUAUUUUCUUAAUCAAAUACUGGGUUUUCACAUCAUGUAAUUGCCCACUUGAAGCUCCGCAGUUUCAUUUUAUCCCUCAAACUCAGUCUCUCGCUUGGCAGAACUCUUUUUAACUUUCCCAUUUCCUUCAGUUUUGCAGUUUUUGGCAUGUGUACCUAUCUGGAAUUUGCAGUUAACGUUUCUCUGCAAGCAGGCAAAACAGAAAAGUUUUUUGAACUCCAUGGUGGCUGUUUGCAUCUUAUAUAAUCCAUUCUUGACUUCUGAUGCCACUGGAGGGGGAGGCUUUUUAGGGAAGCUCAGAUUUCAUUCUCAAUGUGACUCUUGAAGCCUAAGGUGCAGACACAUGCUGGUAUUUUAAUCUAGCGUUGGGGGAGGCAAAUCUUAACACUUGUUGCUUGCGGAGAAUGUGUCUGUAAAUUCAUUAUCAAUUUCUCACAUCCACAAACAACUUUCAGCCAGUUAAUGGUAAUUUAAGAAACAGUCCAGAAUCUGUCAUAGCCCCUGCAUUAUUUCAAAACAUUUUCAUAUCAUUACCCUGGAAUGCACUACAUUGUUUGGAAGUCUGUACUACAAACAGCAUCAGUCAAAAUAGAAUAUCUAUUUUUUUUCUUUACGUAAGGCCCUUGACUGUCCCUUAAUCAUUUCCUCCGGAGUAUGGUGGUUGCUAGCAAAUACUAAUCUGAAAUUUAGCUCAUAACAGGAAGCUCUCUAUUCUGAAAAUAUGAUUAUUUGGCUUGUUUUGCCUUCUGAAGGCAAAGGGCAGAAGGUUGGUCAGUGUUACUGGCAUCUGAACCAAUUCCCCAGUGUAAGUCUGGAAAGUUCUAUAGAUGGGGGAUUUUGUGAAGCAAUGUGCAUUGGAUUUGUUUGCAAAGUGUGUUUUUUCUGUAAUCUAGUGAUGGUACAGGAUGUGUUUUUUUUUUUUAAAUAGUGUAAUAUCUUUUCUUGGUAUUAUUUUCUCACUGAAGCUUUGUAUAAGCAUGGUUAAUUAUGACUUGUUUCAAAGUAACUUUGCUGUGCUAUUAGUGCUGGUAUUUGGAUGGCAACUGUUGUAUCUGAAUGCUAAACAUAAGUCUGCUGUAGAAAUGAUUUGUGUCCUAGAAAGAAUUAAAGUGGGUGGGGGCUACCAGGAUGGUGACUGAGUACAGAAAUUCGUACUUAGAGCCUGCUACACAAAAACUCUAAAAAACUCUCAAAUUAGUUUUGCUAACAUUUAAUAAAAACAACCAGGUAUCUUUUACACUUAUCAAGUGCCAACUUUUUUUCCGAGGGCUGAAAAUCCUCAGAAUGAUGGAGGUGAUAGAUAAGUGUAUUGUGAAUUUGCACUGCAUUUUAUGUAUCUAACUUUAUUGGUAUUAGUAGUCAAAAAAUAUUUUUACUACUUGUUAAAUUUUCUGUCUUUUGGUAACUUUUGUGAUAAGAUGACCUUUCAGGGAUACUUUAUCUAGAAACAAACUCUUGUGCAAACUAAAUACAGACAAAGCUAAUGCAAUCUUUCUGUCUGAAAGCAAAACAAUGCAUUAUUGCAUAUGCAUGUGGCUGAUGUGCCUUAGGAUCACUACUUGUGAUUGUCAUACUAGGAUAUUAGCAUUUUUAUCGUUUGAAUGGCCAUUGCUUAACUCGAAUUUAAGGGCUCUUCAAGAGCACUUUCUUUUACAAAAAAACUCACCCUCAUACUUCAGAAAAAACAAAGGCUGUAUCUGCUAUUUGUAAGCUUAAAAGUUGCCUUCACUGAUGGAUUAAGUUUGAACAUAGGUAAUGUAACUGAUGUGACGUUUCAGUUAUAGCAAUCUCAUAACUGAAAUCCAGCUGCUCGUGGAAGACAUUUUGCCAUUAAUUGUGUGUGUGCGCACAAACUGUAAAUAUAUACUUGACUGCUGGUAAUGUUUAAAGGUAAAGGAGAAAGGUGACUGUGGAAAGCUGUUUAAAUCCUUUCAGAAACAAACGUUACAAAACACUAACCUGAAUGAUUCGGGCAAGAGGUGCGUCAGUGCUUUCGACCUGUUGCCCUUUGACAGCUUCUCCUGUUCUGUUAUAGCUAAUAAAUAAAUUCUGCUAUGGCUAGGAUAUUUAGAAUCAUACUAAUUUGCACUGUUUAUAAGAUAGUGAGAUUAAAAUGCCAUAGGCAAGCUGAGACUUGAGAGGGGGGCUUGCCAAAAAAUAUAUAUAUAUAUUAUGUUGUCUUGAGGAUUUUUAAUGUCUGCUGCAAAUAGCAUAUACUUCCCCAAAGCAAUUGGAGUGGAGGAAAAUCUUUUAAAUAUGAUGUGUAACACGGCUUUAGAGUGUUGGUAGCGUUGAAAAUGCUCUCUUUGGAUGGCAUUACUUUUGCCAGUCUUUUGUAUGCAGUUUUGUAAGUUAUGACUAAUUCAGUUGUAAGUGCUUAGGUUGAUUGAUGAUCAGCAUUAGACGGUUCUAACUGAAGGGUGAGUUUCACUGCGCUUCAGUGCUGUCUUCUAGAGGAAGUGGAGUCAGUUGUUCCAGCACAGCUGAUCCACACAGGUCACCUCCGUACCAGGGACCGUGGAGGGACUAUAUAAAAUAUAAUUUCAUGUAGUGCCAGGAGGCAGAGCCCUGGGCACGGUCUGGUCAUGGGUAACAGUUACGUUUAGUGCCCCAACUUCCACAACCUCAGUCUUGACCUCUUUUGGGACUUCUCUGCCCUCUCAAACUGGAAUAAUGACUUAGAUACAGAGCUCAAAUCAACAAUUCCUUUAGCCUGAAUAUAGAGCCACAUGGCCUGCGUUGAGUUCUGAGGAGGCAGAGUCGUACUGCGCCUGAACAGUUCCUCUGUGUAAUCCUGGACAGUCUAAUAAAGGGGCAAUUUUAUAUGCCUAGCAAGUUGUGAAACGUACAGUGGAUUUGUUUGCAUAAUAAGUCUUUCUGUAAUCUACUGUGGUCUGAUUUUAAA